CCUCCCCGAAGCAUUCUAAGUAACAAAGCCCUGGCCACAAGACCUGUUCAUUCUCAGCCUGAGCAGAGGAGGCAUCCUCCUUCCAGAAUUCUCCACCAGGCUGCCCGAGGGUCCUCUCUCUGGAUACCCGGAGAACCUUGCUCAGACCUCUACCUUAUGUUGUUCCAGAAAAUUCCACCACUGAGGGAAUAAACAGAUGGUGUUUAACAACAUGCAAGCGAUCCCCUUUAGAGUGCCCCUCCCACAUGCACACAUUUGUUCCCUACCCCGCCACUUGCCAAAGCCCCUUUUUGGAGAUGGCCUUCAAGUGGGCAGUAGUGACAGAUUGGAUGGCUUUGGAGGUGUCACAUUGCUUUCCUUGUGUGUUUUAUUCUAUUUGGGGGGAACAACCAGAAGUCACCAAGUAUAUACCAAACUGGGUCAGUACGGUCGUGAGUCUUUGUCCACCGGAAGGCAGCAGCUGUGAUGACAUGUCCCCGUUGGCCAGCGGGAUGGCCGAGUUAGGUAGCAGCCCUGACCUCGCGAUGCUCCUUGCCAGUGAAAUAAUCCCCCAGUCUUUUGAUUGCACUUCAUAGCUGCCAGGCCUGAGUGUGAGGAGUUCCAGGUCUAAUUCACCUCUUUGUUACCCACAUCUAGCACGGGACUUGGCCUGGAUACAGGUGCUCAGAAAUAUACAAGGGACAGCUGCUUAAAGGAGUGAUCAUAGAGCUGCACUUAUUAAGCAGCUACUGGGUACCAGGUAAUUUUACAGUCAUCUUCUUUAAUCCUACUAGGAGCCCUCCAAGAUAGAUGGUAUCAUUCCUGUUUUAUAUGGAAAUUAACGGAGACCCUGAGAGGUAAAGAAACUCUUCUAAGAUCACAAAGCCAGGAUAUGGCAAGGCCAGGACUUUGCCCUCCAAACAUGCCUCUGCCGUACCCUUCCCCACCAGCUUGGGAGCCUGCAGUUUCCAAAACAAAGACUCUCAAGGAUGACCCAGCUACAGAACCCCCAGAAGCCACAGAGCCCUUAAUAAGACACCAGGAUCAUCUGAUAUAGUGACUUCUAUCUUGGGACUCAAGAAGAAAUAUUGUAGCAGGAAACAGGCCAAUAUCACGAGCACGUGUGGGAAAGUCACAGUCACGCCUGUGUAGACGCAAGCAAGCAGGCAAGCUGUCCAUCUGAGGCCAGUCAGCUGCUGAUGUGCAGGUCUUCCUGCCUUUAUCCAAUUACUUUUCACUCAUCUGUUGGGCACCUGCAAGGAUUUUUCCAUUGACAAAAGGCAGCAGGUGCAUGGGGUAGGGGGCACAUGGGAUGGUUAAAAGAACAGAAGCUGAGAGGAGAGAAAACUGAGGAGGUUUUCCAUCUGAGACUGUGUGCUGGGGAAAGCCCAGCUUGGUGGCCGUCUCAGAGCCUCCCUUCUCUCCCGCUCGGGUGUUCCUUGGUGCGUCUCUCUCCCCCGGAGGGCGGGCUCCAUCACCAUUCCUCCAGAGCGGGGCUAGCUCAGCGAGUUAGGAGGGGGCGUGAAACAGCGAGCCAACGCGGGGAGGGCGCACACCUUGGCCCACAAGCCAGUUUCCGUUACCUGAGGAGCAGGGCAGAACCCCAGAUUAGCUAAGUUAUUCAGGUCUGGAAAUGGGUUAAAAAACAAAAACAAAACCUUUAGUUCGGGUCCUUCUGGGCAUUUGAGCCAAGUUCGUUCUUCCAAAAGGUUGUGCACCAGGCCCUGAUUGCUCCAGCUGGGUCUGGAACAGAAGCGCCUGGCACUUCUUUUCUAGGGCAGGUUCUGACACAAGGAAGGAAUAUUAGAGUGGCGGGGGUACUCAGCGCCGGCCGCCUCCGCCAGAGCCGCGGCCAGAGCCAAGGCCCGAGGGGGUGGGCGUGGCGGCCGCCGGAACACGACGCCCUCCGUUCCCUCUCUUCGCGGAGCGGCGCCGCGUCGCUCGUCUCCAUCGGCUGCCAUGAGCGAGCGCCUCCGCCCCAGGAAAAGGAGAAGGAAUGGCAGUGAAGAAGACCACCAUCUCCCCCCACAGACCAAAAGGAGCAGUAGAAAUCCUGUCUUUCACGAUUCUUGGGACACAGAGUCUUUGGGCAGUGACAGCGGCGGCAGCAGCAGCAGCAGCAUCAGCAGCCCCGACAGGGCCAGCGGGCCGGAGAGCAGCUUGCACCAUCUCGCCGCCGGGCCAGGCCCCCACACCCCACAGCCCGCGCCCGAGCCAUCCGCGCUGUGCCAAGGCCCCUACUUCCACAUCAACCAGACCCUGAAGGAGGCCCACUUCCACAGCCUGCAGCAUCGGGGACGGCCCCCCUCGUGACGCGCCGGCAGACUCUUGCCUUCUGUGAAGGGACAGUGCUGUGCAGAUUUGAUAUUUCAAGUUAACGAUGUUUUAAAAAAAAUUGCACAAAAAAUGCCUGUUGCCUUUUCAGUCUAUAUUUGAGAUAAUAGGUUAACAGGCUCUUGUUUACUUGUGGUUUGCUGCACUAUUGCAAUUUCCAAGGGGCUUUGAAGCAGUUUUUUAUAGGAUUCUUUUAAGGGUGGGAAUCAAGGGAACCAUAGGAGGACACCUCAUCUGUGUGUUGAACCCAUAGUUUGUCCAGUUUAGACUGCUUUCCAGGUCUGUCAGUUAGAAAUUCUACUUUAUGUAAAAAGGCCUUUUAAAACUGCAGGAUCUUCAAUUUUUUAAAUAAAUUAGUAAAGAGGA
Bubalus bubalis (water buffalo) is the source of this 2679-nucleotide messenger RNA. Its product is annotated as protein FAM104A. The record is from RefSeq and is a predicted model, not a curated record. Bases 1939 to 2292 code for a protein of 117 amino acids. Lineage: Eukaryota; Metazoa; Chordata; Mammalia; Artiodactyla; Bovidae. The transcript has a single exon.